GUCGAGUUGCCGGCAGUCAGUAAGUCGCGCGCGCGCUGCCGCAGCAUCAGUAUUAUAAUGAAUGAGCACAAAGAGCUGUAAGAAAAGAGAAGAUCUGAAAGUGGAUUCAUCCGUUUACAUCUGGAACAAAACGAAUCUUAAUAUUAGCACUUUAUUUCCAGGACUGUUUAGGAAGCAGACAUGGAAUAUCCAGCAGGAAAAACUUCACUGACAUUAAUGUUGUUCAUUUUAACAGUGAUCAGGAUCACCCUUGCUCUCUUGGAUAGAACUGUAGAGGCAAGUUUUCCAUUGCUGUUAAAUCCUCAUCACUCCAGUCCAGCAGAAGCAAGCCGAGUCCUCACCUCCUGUGAUUUUGAAUCUCCUUGUUCCUGGAUCGUGUCCAAUCACAGUGCUCGUGGAGAUUGGUAUAUCACAUCACCUCAGCAACAUUGGAACGGACAACGGGGUGUCCAACCAGUCACAGAUCACUCGACUGGACAAUCUAAAGGUCACUUCCUGGCUCUGAGGCCUGUCUCUUCCCUCUGGGCUUCUGGGAGUUGCACAUUCCACAUUGCAAGUCCUAUAGUGCAAAACAGUGGCCCACAGUGUCAGCUUCGUCUGGCUUACUUCCAGUCAGCACCGAAAACAGGAAACUUGUCUGUCUCCAUAAAACUCACGGAUUCUGCAAUCGGCAGCCCACUGACUUCAGUCAACAGUGAAAAAUCUGGCAAUAGGGCAUCUUGGGAGGUAUUGGAGGCAUCAAUAGGGAAAAGGGAUGAGCCUUUCCAGGUAACAGUGCAGUACACGUCUUGUAGUGGUCACGACUUUGGACUAUUGGCCAUUGAUUCAUUGGAGCUGAAGGACUGUAAUGUGGAAAGCAGACCUUUGAACCAGUUGGCUCCCGAUUGUGUGGAGAACUCAGCCACACGCUGUUAUUUGGGAGGCUGUAUAGAUAAAAGCAAAGUGUGUGAUUUCCACAGUGAUUGCCCUCUAGGCGAGGAUGAAGGAUUCAUUUGUGAUACACUGCCUUUGGGUUCAUACUGUUCAUUUGAGGCAGGUUCCUGUGGCUGGACAGUCUCUGAUAUACAGUUUUCUUGGAACCUGGUCAAUGGAGAACAAUUAUCAAGUUCUCGCCUAUUAGGAACAACGCUUCAAAACACUCAAGGACACUUCCUGUUCCUGAAGGUCAAUGGCAGUGCUAAUAGAAAUGAGGCAUUCAUUUACAGCCCUUAUCUUCCUGUGACUCUGUCUAGGCAAGACUGCCAGUUGCACUUCUCCCUGUAUCUCUAUGGGGAUUUUAACGGCACGGUGCGUCUGUCGGUGGUAGAGAACGGUACUUCAGAGACUCCUUUAGUGUGGGAGAGGGCUGGACAUUGGAAGGACAGCUGGCAAGAUGUCACCCUACAGAUCACUGACUUGCUUAAUGGGUUCCGUCUGAAAGUGCAUGCCCUGUGGGCUGCCAAAUCAGAAGCUGACAUUGCGUUGGAUAAUGUUUCUUUAAGUGCACCGUGUUUUGAAAAAGCGUUGCUUCUUGGCCGUCAAAAUGAUUUGGACUCCAUCAGCCAGUUAGACUUCCCGAGUCCUCUUCUUGAGCCUUCUGCCUCAGAGGUGUCCCAGAUGUCGUGGGUAUUCACCUCAUGCGGAGCCAGCGGACCUAAGGGCCCUACUCAAGCGCAGUGUGAAAGUGCUUAUCGCAACACCAACGUUAGUGUGCUGGUGGGAAAAAAAGGCAAUCUCAGAGGUGUUCAGAUGUGGAAAGUGCCUGCAACCAACAGAUACAAGAUCUCAGCUUAUGGAGCUGCUGGAGGCAACGGGGCAAAAAACCAUAACAAACGUUCACAUGGUGUCAUCAUUUCAGCCAUCUUCCUGCUCGAGAAAGGGGAAAUCCUUUACCUCCUGAUUGGUCAGCAGGGGGAAGAUGCUUGCCCAGGGAGGAACCCUCUGACUCACCAGAUCUGCCUAGGUGAGACUUCUGUGAUCGAAGACAGGUUCAAAGGUGACGGACCUGCUACGGAAUGGGCCGGGGGUGGAGGCGGCGGCGGGGGUGCCACAUUCAUUUUUCACAUGGAGAACGGGGAGCCAGUGCCUCUGCUCAUAGCAGCAGGUGGAGGAGGGAAGGCCUAUCUGGAGAAGCCUGUGAGCAGUUUGGAUCAGAUCCCUCUGGAACAGUAUGAGAACGACACAAUGGCAUCUGGGGUCAAUGGCAGAACUGGAGCAGCAGGAGCGGGAGGUGGCUGGAAAGACUCCACUACUCACAUGUGGGCAGGGAAAUCCCUAUUUGAAGGGGCAGAAGGUGGCUCCUCUUGUCCUCAGGCCUUGUCUAAACUUAGCUGGGCAACUUUCGGUGGGUUUGGAGGAGGAGGAGGAUCCUGUACUUCUGGAGGAGGAGGUGGAGGAUACAGAGGUGGUGACGUGUCCCGCACUGAUGACCUCACAGCAGAUGGACAGGAUGGCAUUUCUUUUGUCCACCCCUCAGGAGAGCUAUUUCUACAGCCUCUGGCAGUCAUGGAGAGUCAUGGUGAAGUUGCAAUUGAAGUGCAUCUUCAGAGCUGCAAACGUGAUGAAGAUAGCAGUUUCAUCAUCUGCCUGUGUCAUAAUGACGAGAUUCUUGCUCCCGACAAUGUCAGCUGUAUAGCAGAUUUAAAGGAUUCCAAGGUCGCCGGACACCCGUCCUUGUCUCUGAUAGUAGCAGUGGUGGCGUCGGCUGUGGUGACCGGUGUUGUAUUGACCUGUGCUUGCCUCACUCUCAUAUACUACCGCAAGAAGAACCACCUCCAUGCGGUCCGGGUAUGUUUGCAGAGUCCUGAACACCAACUGAGCAAGAUUCGCUCCUCUAUCAUCAUGACUGACUACAACCCUAACUAUUGCUUUGCUGGAAAAGCUGCAUCACUGUGUGAGCUGAAGGAAGUUCCACGCAAGAACAUCUCCCUCCUCAGGGCUUUAGGGCACGGUGCUUUUGGGGAAGUGUAUGAAGGUCAGGUUUUGGGAAUGAACGGAGAAAACACUGCCAUGCAGGUUGCUAUAAAGACUCUUCCAGAAAUCUGUUCUGAGCAAGAUGAGAUGGAUUUCCUCAUGGAAGCACUAAUUAUGAGUAAGUUCAACCAUCAGAACAUAGUGCGUUGUAUUGGAGUCAGCCUUCAGAUCCUGCCCAGAUUUAUUCUUUUGGAGCUCAUGACUGGAGGAGACAUGAAGAGCUUUCUCAGACAGAACCGCCCCAGAGCUAAUCAGCAAUCUUCCCUGACGAUGCUGGAGCUGCUACACAUGGCCAGAGACAUUGCAUUUGGCUGCCGAUAUCUGGAGGAGAACCACUUCAUUCAUAGAGACAUCGCUGCACGUAACUGCCUGUUGACUUGUCCUGGUCCAGAGAGAGUAGCCAAAAUUGGAGAUUUCGGGAUGGCUCGUGACAUAUACAGGGCCAGUUACUACAGGAAGGGUGGUCGUGCCAUGCUGCCUGUGAAAUGGAUGCCACCUGAAGCCUUCUUAGAGGGCAUUUUUACUUGCAAGACUGAUACAUGGUCAUUUGGUGUACUGCUGUGGGAGUUAUUCUCCCUGGGCUACAUGCCAUACCCCUGUAGGACCAAUCAAGAGGUGCUGGAGUUUGUGACAAGUGGAGGACGCAUGGAUCCACCUAAGAGUUGCCCAGGACCAGUUUACCGGAUUAUGACACAGUGUUGGCAACACUGCCCAGAACAUCGACCAAACUUUUCAGCUAUUUUAGAGAGGAUCAACUAUUGUACUCAGGACCCAGAUGUUAUAAAUACGCCCCUGCCAGUGGAGUAUGGGCCAAAUGUGGAUGAAGAGAGCAGCACUGUGAUUCGUCCUGUAGCAUCUGGCAGCAUGACUCCUCUUCUAGUGAGCCGAACAGUGGAUGCGCCUGUGCAGCCUGCAAUCUUUACUCCACUCCCUCAUGUCCAGAAAACAAGAUUGUUGUUACAGCGGCCACCCCAAAUGCCUCAGGAGGUGACCAUACUUGAAACUUUGGAACCUAUUUGGGCUGAGCCACCUUCUGCUUCCGGAGCCAGCUCGAGCUCCUGGUUGCAGGUCCCAGAGCACCAACCAUGUUCCAGAUCUAGGUCCUCCUCAGGAAGCCAAAAACUAAAGAACAACACCAAGAAUCUUUGGAACCCCACUUAUGGUUCGUGGAUUCUGGAGAGCUUUGGAAGGACAGCCCUUUCCCACACCCAAUCCGUGCCUUUGUCCAGUACCUCCACUGCUCCUUCUCAUUUUACCUCAACCUCAGAAUAUACUGACUCUGGAACCGAAGCUAAUGUGUCACCAUGUUCAAAUUCAUCACCAGCUCCCUCUCAGAUGAGUUCGAGUCCUCCUGGAUCUUUGAGUCUUGCUUUACGAAAAGGUCCAGCUGGGGCUGUAGGGGGUUCACUUGGUGCUGUCAUGGACUUGGCUAAGCUCCAGAGCUUCCCUUGUGGCAAUGUAAAUUAUGCUUAUGAUGAGCAGAGCUAUGAAGCUGAGAGUCUACCCCUAGUAGUUGCCAGAUCUCCAAAACCCAGGAGUAGUGCUGCAGCUAGCGCCUCUCUAACAGCACUGGGCCCUGCUUUCUCUGUUACCCACAAACCACUGGUCAAGCGCCACGCCAGCUACGGACAUGAAGACAUCAGGAGGCAUACCAAGGCUGAGAAACCCACACGAGACAGAGACUCGGGCUUUUCGUUAUCAGAAGAUCUUAGCGUUACUCCUGUGUAGCACUUACAGAUGCUGGACUAAACCUAGAUACAUUAUAAUAACGGAAAAACAUCGUAGCUCACUUCAUUCAGGUUGCAGUGCCUAGAACUAAAAAAAAUUGGGAGGGCAGCGACACUCUUGUGGGGCCAAAAUAAUAGAAAACCUGAUGAAGGCCAUUCCAUUUUUUUUUUUUUAUGUGAACUAUACUGUAUGAAUGGGUAAUUCAACACAAGCACUUUGUGCAUAUAUUACAGAAUAGUUAUAACAUUACUGGAGGGCAUUACAUCUCUGAUAAGUGACAUCAUUAAUCAACCCACUACUCACAAAUUAUAUAGAAUAUAAAAUAUGUGUUCAGCAAGUCUUACAGGCACUACAAAUCUAUGUCUGAAUGCCAUCAUAGAGUAAGUUUUUCAGAACAUCUUGAAUGUUGUAUCCGUAGGUAAUUCUGAGUUGUUGUUUUUUUAAGUGAUCUAAUUGAGAUUUUGGUCGUUUUAGUUGAAAUUUAAAACAGUAACCUGAACUUGAAAAAUAUAAGGAACAUUAGCUAUGUUUUUUAUUUAGUUUUUAUUAUAUUCUGUAGUAGAUUCUGCUUUGGUUUCCAGUUUCAAUUCACUAGGCUGCCCUUCUGUCCUCUGUCUACUAAGAGGGAUUUGGUAUCAUUCACAUGUUCAACAUCUUUAUGGAAAGAUGCUGAUGUGUACAGCAUGCAGAAGAAUUUAGGACUACACAGCUUAGGCAAGUAGUCUGAGUGCUAAUACUGGUAUUAAUUCUGGUGUUAAAACUGGUAGUAAUAAUAAUGGUGUUCACACUGGUGUUCAUUUUUGUGUUAAUUCUGGUGUUUGCACUGGUUUUAAAUCUAGUGUUAAUAUUAGGUUUAAUUCUGGUGCUAAUACUGGUGUUCAUACUGGUUUUAAUUGUGGUGUUGAUUCUGGUGUCAAUACUGGUGUUAAUACCGGUGUUAAUAGUGUUCAUACUUAAUUUAAAUCUAGGGUUAAUAUUGGUUUCAAUUCUGUUGUUAAUACUGGCAUUUAUACUGGGUUAAUUAUGCUGUCAAUACUGGUGUUCAUAAUACUGGUUUUAAUUCUGGUGUUAAUACUCGUUUAUCGUUUGCUGUUAAUACGGGUUUUUAUACUGGUUUUCGUUAUGGCGUAACUUCUGGUGUUAAUCCUGGUGUUAAUACAGGCACCACACCACCAUUAGCCACUUUCUGUCACUGAUGUUUCAGUUAUAGUGCAUUUAACACACAGUUGAGAGCGCUAAAAUAGUUUCUUCCAGAUGGGAUGCCAUUUGAAUUGGACUGUAAAAAAAUUUGCAAUGUGGAGAUACAAGGUCGACAUUCCCUCUGACUCGCCUCUGCUGUGUGAUAAUUUCGGUGUUUGUUUGUUUGUUUUUUUGUUUUUUUGUUAUUUUUCAGUUUUUUUGUGCAAUUGUCUAUAACUGAAAAUAUGAAAUGUGUUUCCUAGUAGUAAGAACUGCAUACUACUGAAGAAGAGAAGUGAGGUUACAGUUGUAGAGAUAAAAGACGAAUGAGCAAAACGUUAGCAAAUGUUCAUCAUGCAGGUAGCAUUUUGUAAGUAACUUUUAGAAACCUGACCGUCCCUCAUCUUUUACUCCUUUGUGUUCUCAAACAUUUACACUAGAUUUAAAACUGUGAAUGAUAUGUUAUUGAAUAUAUGUUGAAGAACCAGCAGUAGAUUUAGAAUCAUGUCUAAACCAGGAUCUCUUAAUGGACUCUGGAGGAAAUUCAUUUUUACUAUAACAGGAAGAGCCAAAUGCCAGAUAAUGAGAUUCUCAAGCAAUAGUAGUUUAAAUACACCAAUCAAAUAUUUCACUUUUUGGUUAGGGAAACAGCAAAACUGCUAGGUGUAAAAAGAAAAAUGCAAAAAUGUCAAGAAAGCUAAACAUUUUUUUUCCAGUCCUAUAAAGAAAGUGUAAAAACUCUGAAUGAAUGAAGUAUAAACAGAACCAGUGGAUUCAUACUGAGCUGAACUUUAAAAGGAAAAAUCCUUUAACAGAAUCAACUGUGUCCCCAAGAAUUUUGAUUGGAUGCCAUGUUUGAGUCUUUUGUUUUGUCUGGAUUUGUCAGUAGCUGACAGUUUCUUAAACAAAGUGUUGGUGUUUCACUGUAUGUUGUGUAAGCAAACACAUGGGGAUGUGCUCCAGGACAAAGUGACACAUCAGUGAUAUAUUCCUAAAUCUAAUGCAUUCUGAUGAAUAUUAUAUGUUAAUGCUAAUAUUUUAUUUUGUUGGUUAAGAAUUCCAGUUAAGUUAAAAGCUAAGUGUGGGUUAACCACUUUCUGUUGGUUUAUUGCAUUUUAUAUUAUUGCAUUUAUGAAUUUUAUUUUCUUGUAAACACAACCUCAGCUUCUCAAUUGAACUGUACUUGACCUGUUAAAUUUAGAGUUUUUCAUAAUUUGUCGUUCAUUUUCUGUUAGUUUUUUCACUGAUGAUACAACUACUUUGGAGUUUCUACACUGAACAAGCUACUUUUACCCAGAAAAAAAGAAGUGUUUGUGUGUGUGUG
Messenger RNA from Tachysurus fulvidraco (yellow catfish), 7183 nucleotides. It is a transcript of the gene ltk, whose product is annotated as leukocyte receptor tyrosine kinase. Bases 181 to 4680 code for a protein of 1499 amino acids. Gene Ontology annotation, molecular function: protein binding; transmembrane receptor protein tyrosine kinase activity; ATP binding. The transcript is spliced from 29 exons. Gene Ontology annotation, cellular component: signaling receptor complex; membrane. The record is from RefSeq and is a predicted model, not a curated record. Gene Ontology annotation, biological process: regulation of cell population proliferation; regulation of neuron differentiation; cell surface receptor protein tyrosine kinase signaling pathway. Lineage: Eukaryota; Metazoa; Chordata; Actinopteri; Siluriformes; Bagridae.